AUGUCUAUCUUGGUUGUUCAACAAGACCAUCCUGUCCACAAGACCCUAGCAAGUGUAGCCAACCUUGCUAAUCUUCUUCCCACAAGCACCGUCCUUGCUUUCAAUGCUCUCAUCCCUCCCUUCUCCAACAAUGGGUGUUGCCAACUUUCCGACAAGGUCCUUACCUCAUUGCUCAUUGCAGUUUGUGCUGUUUUUUGCUUCUUCUCCUCCUUCACCGACACCUUCAUGAGCAAUGGGAAACUCUACCAUGGAAUUGCUACAUUCAAAGGUUUUUAUGUAUUCAACUACAACACUAAUAUUGAGGAGGGAAUUACUACCACGGAACUGCUUUGCAGGCUUAGAAUCCGUUUGGUGGACUUUGUCCACGCAUUUUUGUCUCUCUUUGUGUUCUUGGUCUUUGCCAUCAGCAACUCCAGUGGACAAACUUGUUUAAUUGAUCCUAAUGGGGUUCAGACUGAAAGUGCAUUGUUCAUGAACUUGCCAUUAGGGGUUGGGGUUUUUUCAAGCUUCUUAUUCACCAUCUUCCCAACUACACGAAGAGGGAUUGGAUACGCAGAUACCCCAAGUAUGUAG
Lotus japonicus is the source of this 573-nucleotide messenger RNA. RefSeq names its product protein DMP4. Lineage: Eukaryota; Viridiplantae; Streptophyta; Magnoliopsida; Fabales; Fabaceae. The transcript has a single exon. The record is from RefSeq and is a predicted model, not a curated record. Bases 1 to 573 code for a protein of 190 amino acids. Gene Ontology annotation, biological process: endomembrane system organization.